Orbicella faveolata is the source of this 5386-nucleotide messenger RNA. RefSeq lists its product as uncharacterized. The record is from RefSeq and is a predicted model, not a curated record. Lineage: Eukaryota; Metazoa; Cnidaria; Anthozoa; Scleractinia; Merulinidae. Gene Ontology annotation, biological process: cilium assembly.
AGCAAAGCACCUCAAGUAGGCAAAGCAUCUCAAGCAAGCAAAGCACCUUAAGUGAGGAAAGCACCUCAAGUGAGGAAAGCAGCUCAAGUAAGCAAAGUGCCUCAGGAAAAGAAAGCAACUCAAGUGAGGAAAGCAUCUCAAGUAAGCAAAGCACCUUGAGUAAGCAAAGCAUCUCGAGUAAGCAAAGCACCUCAAGUAUGCAAAGCAUGUCAAAUAAGCAAAGCACCUCGAGUAAGCAAAGCGCCUCCAGUACGUCAAGCAACUCAAAUAAGGAAAGCAUCUCAAGUAAGCAAAGCACCUCAAGUAAGCAAAACAGCUCUAGUAAGCAAAGCACCCCAAGUAAGCAAAGCCAUCUCAAGUAAGCAAAGCACCUGAAGUAAGGAAAACACCUCAAGUAAGCAUAGCAUCUCAAGCAAGGAAAGCACCUCAAGUAAGCAAAGCACCUCAAGUAAGCAUCGAGACAUAUAUUUCGGUACAAGAUAUGUCCCCAUACAUGACGUACUUCCUGGAGAGUUGUUUUCAAGAUGGCGAUGGCAACAGUUUUAGGAAUCAUGUGCUCUUUGCAUGUACUCUUUGCUCUGUAAAGUCAGAAUUUGUUCAGUAACAGUCGAAAUAAUGAAAACUAGGGCGUUAAUUCUGGUAUUUACCUUUGUGUCCAAUUAUAUCGUAUUGUUAGCCAAUGGAGGGGAAGUAAAUAUAAACCUUGUAGAAUUCCAGGAUGGUAUACUGAGUGUGCCAGAGAAUCAGGAGCAAGGACAGAUUCAAGUUGAUCUCACAGAAGCAGUGAACUCCGAACCAGUCACAAUUGUUUGCAGUGUUUUGGAAACUGGUCCUGGCCUAACGAGUGUAGAGUUUAGGAAUACCUCAGCCCCAGUUGGUACAACUCAGGUGGAUGUUACAUUCAGAAUCACAUCAGCUGGUAGGGCUGUUACAAUCCAGUGCUCAGGUCAGAGUGAUGGCAACAGCGAACAGUUCACAUUUUCUGAAUCAAAGGGAAACAAUGGGUCAUUACGUGUAACUAAAGCACCAACUCUUCAUGUAUGUCCAGAUGUUAUUUUGCUUCACAAGUAUCUUCCCAAAUCAACUUUUCAAGUACAAUUCAGUGAGAGGAUAAGAGAUUUGCCUGUUGAUGUUCAAUGUUCUGUUGUUGAGUCAGUUGGAAACACAUCAGGGGUGCUACAGUUAAAACUCACAGAGACAAGGGUUGGUGUUGAUGCUGUUACAGCUCAGGUUCCUUAUGAGAUAGUGUCUGUCGGUAGUCCUGUGCAAGUGAUAUGCAGAGCACAGUCCUCCAAUGUCACAGCACUACCAGUGUCCUCCUCCUCCUCCUCCUCAACCCCACGGAUCUCACCAAGCAGAAGUCAUCAAGUCACAAGCAGUGUGAAUCAGAUUACUGUGACAGCUGCCUCGGCGUUCAGUUCACUGGCAGUAAGUGGAUCUGCAUCUGUGGCAGGAGGUGGUGCUAAGAAGAGACGGCGGAGAAGUGUCUCUCCUAACAGGAGUGGACUUCAGUACUGGUUCAACAAUUCUGCAGGGCCUCCUGUUACAUUUGCUAUGGAUGUUGCCCCGUUACGGAUUCUCCCUCCAGCUGGUUUCAUCCGGGUACCUAGCGGUAGUUUUAGCGCGGUCCUGGUUCUAGACGAACUAGCUGAGAACACUGUAGACAUCACGUGUUCACUGGAUACUGUUCCCCCUGGGGCUCAACUGGAUAAUACCUCGGAGCUUUGCCUCGGUUCCCCGAGAGACCAAGUUGCAUUUACUAAUACUACUGUGGAGAUUAAGCUCGACAAGAAAGACAUACAGUUCCAGAAAGAUGAGUUAUUCCAGACAAUAAGCUUGACGCUGUCUGGAAGUCCUGCAUGGCGCACACAGAGCCUGGUGCGAGUCACGUGUUGCGGUCAAGAUACGGGAUUGAGCCUUCGGUACGCCAACGAGUCAGCGGUGGCGUUCACUUGGGUUGAACUCCGUAAACUUCAACCUAUAGACUGGAGUAGUAUAACGAGUGGAACAAGGAAAAGCACGCUGGUCUCUGAUGUAGAUUUGACUUGUCCGUGUGACUUGAAGGAAAAUUCCUGCGACACAGGCUGUUGUUGUGACGAGGAUUGUACUGACUUCGAAAACGAGACCUCCACUUGUAUCCCAGGAUUCUUUGGAGGCGCCACGUCAGAGAAGCUUUUCGAAUUUAGCUGCCAAGCCUCCUGGCCUGACUCUAGAGACUGGCAACCAUUUCUCUGUGUUACCAUUAACAACAGCCCGGUGAUUGGCUACUUCUACAAUCUCACCUCCCCUCCUUUAGCGCAGGAUGCUACUUCGUUCAAUACGCUGGCUGAUAAGAAAAAGAGAGAAGUUUUCGCUUUUAUCGAGAGCGAGGAACGACAAACGAGCUUUUCAGGUGGCUUGUACUCUGCAGGGACAACGAUCAAAACUGCUGCGAAUACUGAAGACGUCAACUAUGCAAGAGCAACACUUGGCAUUCUUAAUCUGCCACAGUCUUUUUUCAACGGCUUGUGUUUGCAGAAUGCAGCCGUACGAUUUCUGGAAGACGUCUCUUCUGGUUGUGUCCUUGAGCUGGAAGAGUCUUUUUGUGAUUCAGAGUCACCUUGGAGCGCUUUGAACUAUAUAAUGCCCAAUAAACUCAGUCGACCCGCCUGCCCAUUGCCCCCGGCAGUGCUAGCUGAGGGCAGACUUAAUGACACUGUUGGCGGCAUACCCGAGAUAUCAACCACAGAGGUACAAUAUUACUGUGCCGAUGUUGCCGAAUAUGUUUCCGAGGCAAGCCUUCAAUCACAAGACUCUGUUAACAGUUCAUCAUUUUUUGAAAGAAACACACAGGAAAAUAAAACUCCGGCAAGAUGCAAUUUUGAUGACGGUGAGACUUUGCCACCGGCGCCAGUUUUUAACAAAACAACAAGAAUCUGCUCCAAUGUGGUGGUCAAAGUCGAAUACGAAUUUAAAUGGCGUGAAAGACGAGUAGACGCGGUACAGGCGAAAGUGACGCUUGGAGACGUUGAAAUUCCAGAAAUCAAAGCCAAUUCUGGCCUCGCCACAUCUAAUAACUUCAUUAGCACUCUCAGCCAGAGUUUUUCUGUGAAGUUUCUUCACUCGUCAGCGCUAAACUCGUCUAGUGCCAGUCAGACUCCUUUUCAGCGUUCAGGGAACCCAGGCUAUGUGCGUGGUCGUCCAGUGUUGGGUCGCCUGCAGAACAAUUCAGGACAGGUCACAGCUGGAAAAAUCCAACUCUGGUCACCAGGCUCUGACAGCUUGUGCGCGAGCUCAACUCUCACCCCAGUCCUUUAUGGCGAGAAUUCAUUUUCAGGCUGUUUGCUGAGAUUAUCAUUAGAUGACAUAAACAACUGUUCCUCGUUACAGGAAAUGGUGUCAACCAAUCAGGCUCGUCUGGUUCAAGCCACGCAUGUCGGCCGCACUGGGAACGCUGACCUGGCUUUUCCCGACGAUUGGCUUCCAGUAAUAAGUGAAUCGCGAAGCAAUAAUUCAGGCUUAACCUCAGAACAAGGAACGUGCUCUGGAAUCCCAAGCGGGCUGGUAAUUGAGAUGCUUGUCACAGAAGCCGGUCAAUAUGCAGGAGUACCUCAAAUGGAAGUAGUGGGAACAAAAAUAAGCUACCGGUACAGCACCUGGCAGUUCAAGUGUGUCAGCGGUUACGGCCUGAGUUGCUCUCUUUCUGGAAAUGACACAAGCUUUACACAGGUGGUACCCAGUCCCUCAGCCAUCACUCCAACAGCUGCCAGUUCAUCAAUCAACCUUAGUAUAACCAACUCAUCUGUAACACCAGCCAAACACAACUCCAGUUCCAAUGUGAACGGCACAGAAGCCAGGGAGUAUGCCCCUCGUUUUCAGCACUUUAUGAUCACGAGCUCGGUUGUUUUCGUCCAAGUACCCGCCGUCAAGCCUCAGCGGGUCAAAAGGACUGCGGAUCAGAGUGGAAUAUGUUACAGAGAUGUAUGCAAGGAGGAGCUGUUCUUGGUACUGACUGAAGCUUACCAAGGCGAACCACGUGACAAGGCUUUGGCACUGUCUCUGUUUCUAAUAUUCUUGGCUCUGGUCAUGUUUGCUGUGACAAAACCUUGGGGUUAACAACAUGUUAUCAUACGGAGUCUUGUGUUGGCCGAUAUCGCAGUGGAUAAAGCACUGAAAAACGGGCUCUCGAACAGCAUUCAUCGAGGAGUUAAUCCAUCAACAGCGUAACUUACGCCAAUGGAUUGUGAUCUGCUAUUCGCGACAAGGUGGUGUGCAAUGAUUACGAAGAAAAGCUGGUUGGUUGUGACGUAAAGACAUUGGUGCCGCGAAAUGGCAGAACAUCUGUACUGCGUCAGCACUUCCGUUCUGUUUGAACGCCAAGAAGAAGCAAUCAAGGUAAAAUGUAACAAGGAUACGAGCUAGUAAUUUAAUCAUCGACUGCUUGCGAGUUAAGCACGAGGGAAUCCUAAAACCGGACCCGGUUAAACAGUUGAUGAAAGGGCUUUUUUCAUGCUGUCCCUUCACUGAAAAGAGUGCCAAGAGAUUCACGACGUAAAUUAAUGACCGAAGUGAUCGUUCAAACCUGUUCGCUGGCUUCAACUGAACUGUUUGUUUCAAGUUUGACAAUUGGGCGGGAUCUAGAAUCACUACCAGACACCUUUCUUUGGGGCUGCAGACGUCUCGUGUUUCCCUAGCAGCAAAGGAAAUGGGAUAGUUCUGACUGUGAAGUUAACACUUGAAGAGUUCACACUAACCACCUGAUUCCGACUGAAGGGGCAAAAUUCACGGAAUGAGGAAGUGAAAGUAGUAAUAUUGCACUAUUUCCAAAGACGUUGGUAAUGGGAAAAAGCAAACAAAUGUGUGCGCAGAAAGUUAAACCCACGCCUUGAAUUUGCUGCGACGACAAAGUGAGAACGGACAAUAGUGCUAGGGGCGAGUAAAGGAAAACAUUUUCCCUAAGUGAGAUAUAUAAAACAAAAACAGCCAGAAUAAGUUACAGCUAUUUAUACAAGCCAUGCAAAAGUAUUGCAAUUUAUAUUAAACGGAAAACUGGCCCAAAUUGAAAAAGAGAAUUCUGCACACGCAUUAAUUUACAGCAGAAUUAUAAAAGAGCCAUAAAAGUAAAUAGUUCAUUGAGCUAGUUUAUUCGACCGUAUUGGGGAAUGCUGGUUUUUUUUUUUUGUUCAAGUUGACAGAAGUGUAGAUGAUACAAAAAUCCUGUAUAACUGAUAUGCUUCAAAUAUUAUAGUACCAAAAAAGAUCGAACAAAAUUAUUUUCACGCUUUAAGUUAUACUUUAUCGGGCGCGUGUUUCACUUAUUGCUGUGAAUCUUGGAAGUCGGGUUACGCUAACCCAGGAUUAAAAGUAAACUGACGUAUUAAUUUUUCUAGUAUAAAUAUGUUUUUCA